CAAGGUACCAAAGUAUCCCUUGAACGCGUGACGACUGCUGAUGCGAUGCUGAUUCUGUCAGCUGUACCAAUGCCAGUCACAGUAGGAUCGGCAUCCCAGAGCUGGAAUCAGAGCACGCUAUCGACUGGCGUUCCGAGGGGCCAACAGAACCGUUUGAAGGCAACGGCACGGCCACUAAACAACGCUGCAACCUGGUCGCUCGGCCUCUCUCCCCUUCGGGCGCACCGAACCAUGUCUACGUCAUCGCAAUUUGAACUCGUCAAAUUACUUUGAUGCAGCAAGAAACAACGAGAAAACAGACAAUUGCACAAUGGGCGAAGGUCAAGAAGAAGAGGAAGAAGAUGGUAGUGGAUGAACAAGCCAACAACAGACGGUGACGCGCCACGUCUCCCUCCCCCUGACCCCACCAAAAAAACGCGUUCAAACCCACCCCUUCUCACCGCCCAUCGAAACAACAACACCAACGAACAACAACACCAACGAACAACAACACGACAACAACAACACUCAAUACCAACUCAAUGUCGGACACCCCCUUACCCCCCCACUCUCCCCCCAGCCUCC
Bipolaris sorokiniana ND90Pr is the source of this 564-nucleotide messenger RNA. RefSeq lists its product as uncharacterized. The coding region runs from base 46 to 273 and encodes 75 amino acids. The record is from RefSeq and is a predicted model, not a curated record. Lineage: Eukaryota; Fungi; Ascomycota; Dothideomycetes; Pleosporales; Pleosporaceae. The transcript is spliced from 2 exons.